AGAAAAACAUGUUUAUUCAAAUUUUAAAGUAAAAUCUAUUAGUAGCUGCAAGAACAUAUACACUAUUAUUAAUCGAUCACCUACUUUGCAAACCGAUCUGAAUUUGUACACUGCUGUCAGCAUCUUUCAGGACUUCAAUUAUUGGAGAGAGGAAACAAGUGUUCCUUUUUUGGUAGCCAUGCUAACAUGUAGAAACCCCUCACUGAUAAGAAUGGCAAGUUCCUGCAGUUUGAACAGGAAACCGUUUAUGAGGGUUUCUUCUUAACCGUCCACUGAUAUAAAUAACAACAAAACAUUGAGCUGUGAAGUUUAUUUCAAAAUGGACCUACUUGGUGUUUAGGAGCAGUGAUGUGUUAAUGUUUAGGCAGUACAAAAUGAAAGGAUGAUCGAAGGAAGAAGAGAGAAAAGGGUAAAUCCAUUACAUGUGGAGCACUCUGGAAGAAUACAUUAACUACUGUGAUGCUGAUUUGUUGAAUAUGGUGAAAUGCAGAUGAGGUGACUUGUAUGCUGAAAAUGCAUACACAUACAAGGUGCUUGUUUAUGCAUGAUGCUUUGUGGAUGUUAAAGAUAAUGAUUGAAGGAACAGAAAGUCUGGAGAAAUCCGUCUAAUAGAAAUGGAUGUGCGAGAUGAACAAAGAACAUGACAACAACACAAGAAACAAGUGAUAUUGUGUGCAUGAAAUGCUCCUGCGGGAACAAUGGAUCCGAGCUAAGUACGAGAGGAAGGAGUUUAUGUGUGUGGAGAAACAGGAGCCCUACUCGGCAGGGUACAGAGAGGGGUUUCUAUGGAAACGAGGCAGAGACAACGGACAGUACCUCAGCCGCAAAUUUAUUCUGUCCGAACGGGAAGGCGUUUUGAAGUACUUCAACAAGCAUGAUGCCAGAGAACCUAAAGCGAUAAUGAAGAUCAAUACCGUGAAUGCCACUUUCCAACCAAUAAAAAUCGGCACUGCCCACGGCCUGCAGAUAACCUAUUUGAAGGACAACAGCACUAGGAAUAUCUUUGUUUACCAUGAGGACGGAAAGGAAAUGGUGGACUGGUUCAAUGCCAUCAGAGCAGCCAGGUUUCACUACCUGCAGGUGGCUUUUCCUGGAGCGUCCCAAUCUGAUCUGUUGCCAAAGCUAACCAGAAACUACAUCAAGGAGGGUUACAUGGAGAAGACUGGUCCGAAGCACACAGAGGGCUUCAAGAAGAGAUGGUUCACGAUGGAUGACAGGAGGCUCAUGUACUUCAAAGAUCCACUGGAUGCCUAUGCACGCGGUGAGGUGUUCAUUGGAAGUAAGGAAAACAGCUACACUGUGAUUCCCGGCCUGCCGGCAAACACCCAGGGCUACCAUGGGCAGUUUGGAAUUACUAUAGUGACUCCAGACAGGAGGUUUCUAUUUACAUGUGAAACUGAAGGGGAUCGGAAAGACUGGAUCGCUGCAUUACAGACUGUUAUCAACAGACCAAUGCUUCCUCAGGAGUAUGCAGUGGAGGCCUAUUUCAAGCACAAACCAUGACUGUCCUAGUGUUUGAAGAACUGUUGAGGAGCAGGCAGUGGAGCUGGAGAAAGAGAGGGACCUGAGAUAUGUGCUCGAGAUUUCAUAAUAGGAGCCUUUAUAAAAAAAAAAAUAAGGGCGACAGAAAAAAAUGACCUAAAGGUGAGAUAGUUUUCCUAAAGUGGCUCCUUUUACUCCACCUGCCAUCCUGCUCAACCUCACCUACAUUAUGUGCCAGACCUAUUUCAUAGGUAGUCCAAAUCACUCCUAAGUUCAUGAAUGUUAACCAAACUCACUCAUAUGUUAUGCGACUCAUACUUGAAAGAGGUCAGUCAUCCUGACCUGAAUGUGCAGAUGUUAUGUGCAUGACUUGUUUGUAGGAAUCAGAAUUGCUGCUGCUCGGAUCUCAAAAGUUUCUCUGUUCUCAGUAAUACAGUAUGAUAAACAUAAUGAAUACUUAAAUAAUUCCAAUGUUUAAUACAGCCGAAAUAACAACUACAUGUACAAACUGUUCCCUUUUAGACAAUUAUGUGCAGACUAACAUGUCAGUAGUAAGGAAUAAUACAUAUAUGGUCAGCAGUUACUCAUUUUUUUUCUUGUAUGGGUAUAAUGAUAUUUAAUUCUUAAUGUAUUUAUUUUUUAACUGUAUAACAUCCUACAUGUAGUUUGUAAAGUUAGUGUAAGCACUGCACGUAUAACAAACUAUUGUGCUAUGCUGUGCCUUUUGUACACAUUCAAGCAGCUGAAUGUAAACUGCUUUGUGUGACGUUUAUUAUCACAAGAAAUGACUUGCAUUCCUUUUUGUCUCUUUUGUAAAAAAAACAAAACAACAGUAGCAUUUAUUUAUUUGAAUGCCUAUGAUUAUUUUUCCAGCAAAGGGCGACAGAGGAGCGAUUUUAAAAUGUAUUUUAACUCUCCGCAUCCAAUGUACACUCACAAACUCCAGUAGCUCAUUAACCUCGUCAAACCAGUGACUGUUGGUGUGCACAUUAAAAUAUUUGUAUAAAUGCUGAAGAGAAAGGCAUUAAUAUGUUUUUUUUAGCAGUAUUACAAUGAGCCUGCCAUACUUAUGUUCAAACUAUGUGAGCAUGCAUCAGCCUUGCUUCAACAAUAAAUCUUCACCACACAUAAUGUUUCGUAACUCUUGCUCUGAACACUGAAAUGUGUUCACUAUUUAAAAGGGUAAAAAGCCACUUUACCUUUUGUUUUUAUUGAAGUUAACUUUCAGUUACAAGAAAGAAGUUGCACAUUGAAAAGUAGUAAAACCAAAAAUUAGUACAUUACCCUGAACAUCAAGAUUGGAAAAAGGUACAGUAAAUACUGUUCAGAGAUAUUCAGUUUCAAUGGUUUCUAUGUCUAAGAUGAAAUCUACCAAAGCAA
Larimichthys crocea (large yellow croaker) is the source of this 2862-nucleotide messenger RNA. RefSeq names its product arf-GAP with dual PH domain-containing protein 1. Gene Ontology annotation, cellular component: cytoplasm; plasma membrane; intracellular membrane-bounded organelle. Gene Ontology annotation, biological process: positive regulation of GTPase activity. Lineage: Eukaryota; Metazoa; Chordata; Actinopteri; Sciaenidae. The transcript has 9 exons. Gene Ontology annotation, molecular function: GTPase activator activity; phosphatidylinositol-3,4,5-trisphosphate binding; phosphatidylinositol bisphosphate binding. The record is from RefSeq and is a predicted model, not a curated record. Bases 682 to 1503 code for a protein of 273 amino acids.